AGUUUGGUCUCGUGACAACAGCUAACAGCGUCACUAGCUAGCGUCUUAUGCUAGCUUUGGACGUAUAGUCAAUAACUCUAUGUGAAUGGCAUGUACAUGCGUUAAAAGAGAAGGCAUAAUCACAACGACGACUAAAGAAAGAUGUUGUCUCGUCUGCUGAAGGAGCACCAGGCGAAGCAAAAUGAGCGGAAGGAGCUGCAGGAGAGACGAAGACGUGAAGCUAUUGCUGCAGCCACCUGUCUGACAGAAGCCCUGGUGGACCACCUUAACGUUGGUGUUGCCCAGGCAUAUGUAAACCAACGCAAGCUUGACCAUGAGGUGAAGACUCUCCAGGUGCAGGCGAGCCAGUUCUCCAAACAAACUGCGCAGUGGAUCAGUAUGGUGGAGGGUUUCAAUCAAGCCUUAAAGGAAAUCGGGGAUGUGGAGAACUGGGCCCGCAGUAUUGAGAUGGACAUGAGAACAAUUGCCACAGCUCUGGAGUACGUACACAAGGGUCAACUUCAGUCCACUUGCUCAUAAACAUCAUGGUUUGUGUCAUGGAUGUUUACAGCUACAACUAAAUACACUGGAAUAAAACAAAUCCAGUCCAGUUAACUGCUGUCAACAGAUAUCCAGCUCAUCAGGGUCAAAAGCUUGCUUUUCUGCCUGCAAAUGUAAGUGGACCAAGGCUGACAGUAAUUUAUUCAGACCGACAGCAAAGGUUUGUUUCAUUUGACAACUAAGUGCUGACAUGGGUAAUUGCUUCAGUUCUUGUGUUUGUACCAUUAUUGACACAAUGACGCUAGAUCUAACAUUUUGAGAGUCAGGACCCCGCAAUCAGUAAUUAGUCAUUGAACGGAGGAAAAAAGUAAAAACAGUGUGGAUUUGUGAAGGAGUUGCAUGUACAGAGAAUAUAUGUAGUAGGCUGAAAGAGCUACAGAAAAGCUACCACCUGUCUCUAAGUCUGUAGUAUCUCCCUAAAAGCAUUUUAUCAAAGGCUUUCUUCUCAGCACCUGAUACCUGAAUUAUUUAUGUUUGUGUUUAUGCACAAAAUGUAUAUGCACAAUGAGAACUGUGCCGUUUCUGUUGGACAACUUUAAAUUUUGUGACCAUUUAGUGAUGGGAAAUUGUUUUUAAUAAAGUUUGCUGAAAAUGUA
Molecule: messenger RNA, 1136 nt
Organism: Stegastes partitus (bicolor damselfish)
Lineage: Eukaryota; Metazoa; Chordata; Actinopteri; Pomacentridae
Gene: bloc1s1
Product: biogenesis of lysosomal organelles complex-1, subunit 1
Exons: 4
Coding region: 142-519 (125 amino acids)
Biological process (GO): endosomal transport
Cellular component (GO): BLOC-1 complex
Source: RefSeq, a predicted model, not a curated record